UCGUGUCGUGUCGGAAGCCGUGUUUUCUGACAAUUCCAGCAUCGGACGCCCGGGAGUGUAAAUUAUUCUUCAAAAAAUGAUUGAAGCGCUGUACAGUUUACCUUUUUAUCUGUUCGAGGUUCCAAACCUAAAGCUGAAACGACCAUCAUGGUUGCACCAGCCUUCGGCGAUGACCGUGUUCUCCUUCGUGCUGCUCUCCUAUUUCCUCGUAACCGGAGGAAUAAUUUAUGAUGUGAUCGUGGAACCCCCGAGCGUCGGAUCAACUACAGACGAGCACGGACACUCGCGUCCGGUGGCAUUCAUGCCGUAUCGCGUGAAUGGUCAGUACAUCAUGGAGGGUCUGGCCAGCAGCUUCCUGUUCACAAUUGGCGGUCUCGGAUUUAUCAUCAUGGACCAAACACACACGCCCGGUAAACCGAAGUUGAACAAAAUUCUACUGAUCGCCAUGGGCUUCAUCUUUAUUACGGUUUCGUUCGUCACUACCUGGAUCUUCAUGCGAAUGAAACUGCCAGGAUAUCUACAACCUUAGAGGGUGCAGUCACCCGUAUUCCUUAAUCGACAAGGAUAUCCAAAUAUAUUCUUCGAAUUAAUAAAUAUAAUUUCACUACAA
This is a messenger RNA of Anopheles darlingi, 610 nucleotides long. Its product is annotated as putative oligosaccharyltransferase complex subunit CG9662. NCBI's taxonomy places the organism in Eukaryota, Metazoa, Arthropoda, Insecta, Diptera, Culicidae. The transcript has 2 exons. Gene Ontology annotation, cellular component: oligosaccharyltransferase complex. The coding region runs from base 77 to 529 and encodes 150 amino acids. The record is from RefSeq and is a predicted model, not a curated record.